UUAAAAAGAGGCCAAAGCAUGUCCAAAAAUACUACCUUGGAAACCCCAUAAAUACUGCAGUGUGAGGAACCCUCCGCUCCGAACACACAGCUGAUCUUCCUAGUCUUCAGCAGGGUGGAUAAAGAGCAGCAGGUGUGCUAUGUCUUUGGCUGGCGCAGCAGGCACCCAUGGCGAUGAGCACUUCCCCGCCGUGGCCCUGGGAAGCAGCCUGCUGCCCGAGGAGCCCAGGGGCAGCCCCAGCCUGGCCGACCUUCCCAGGGAUGGCAACGCCUCCGAUAAGAGCGUCGACUACAGCAGAUCUCAGUGCUCCUGCAGCUUAAUUUCUUACUAUGAUUACUCGGAAGACUUUCUCUCUGAAUGUUCAGAAACAGCCGCUAAUGAGAACUAUUUAGAGAAACCUGUGAUAAAGGAAAAAAACGAGAAGAAAAACUACGUUUCUGAACUCUUCCAACCUAAAGCCAACAGGUGUCCUUGUUACAGAGCACCACGGUGCUUGGAUUUCAGUGGCUUCUUGCCUUUCAUCUCAGCUGGAGAGUUAUGGUUUGAAUCACCAAUGAAAUACCAAUUCCUGUCUCAACAGCCCGAGAGGAUGUUCUCCAACUCUGGCCAGAAGGAAAUCUCAGUUGAAAAAAAGCAGAAGUGGAAUGCAUCACUUCUAAGUUCUAAAAUCAAUAUGAUUACCCAGAGAAGAGAUGCCAUAACUCAGCGCGUGCUCUCAGCCAGGCUCCAUAAGAUUAAAGAAUUGAAAAACGAAUUAACUGACAUACAUCGGAAGAUGGAAGCCACGACCUUAGAGAACCAAUUAUUGAAACAGCUUGAGAUUAGGCACUUGAAAGCUAUAGGAAGAUAUGAGACUUCACAAAAUAAUGUACCUCAGAUUAUGGCUAAACAUCAGAAUGAAGUGAAAAAUUUAAGGCAGCUACUUAAGAAAUCCAAAGAAAAGGAAAGAACUGUGUCCCGGAAACUCAGAGAAACGGACAGCAAACUGCUGAAGACCAAGGACGCCCUGCAGGCCCUGCAGACACUCUCUGAAGACAGGAGCCUGGCGGAGCGGGAGGAGCUCACCGAGAGGCUGGCUGUCCUGACCACCAAGAUGGAGGCCAACGACAAGCAAAUCCAGAGCUUGGAGAAGCAGCUGCGGUUGAACAACAAGGCCUUCAGCCGGCAGCUGGCCAUCGAGAACCAGAAGACGCUGGCCGCCCAGACCGCUAAGGAGACGCUGCAGACGGAAGUCAGACUCCUCCAGCAGAAACUGAAGGAGAAAGAUCGAGAGCUUGACAUUAAAAACAUCUACACUAAUCGGAUAGUGAAAAAUUUACAUGACAAAGAAGAUUAUCCAAUAGUUUCUUCAACAAAAUCAGUGCAGACAGACAGGAAAAGCGUUCCAUUUACAAGUACGAGACAACAGGGGACCCAGAAAUCGGAAGACGUGCCAUCUUUGAUGACAAAGGGUAAAAAGCUAACAGGAAACACGGGUCAUAAAGAAAAAGCCACUGGCAUAGUCCAUGUAAUUCCUCACUGUAGCAGUAAACUGCCAAGCCAAGAGGAGUCCAAGAGAAAAUAUGAAGAUUUAUCAAAGGAAGAGGAACCCCUGAAAGUACCAGCAGCUCCGGAGAAUACUGGAAGACAGAGAGAGAAAAAAGCAAACCAAGAGAAGAGAACCACUUCGGAAAAAGAACAAGAACUACCCUCAAAAAGAAUCCAAGUCAUUCACCCCGAACGGGGAGGCCAACAGGAAAAUGAUGCCGCAAAAGAGCUUAAAAAAAGUGUCCCAAAAAGCGACAUGGAUGAGGUACCGAACAAAAAUGCCCAGAAUACCAAGAUACACCUGCGGCAAAGAAAGCAUUAUUUAUUCACAGAAGCCACGGAAAAUUUGCAUAACGGGCUUCCUGCUUCAGGUGGGCCAGCCAAACCAGGUGCCUGGAGAUGCAACCACAGCACAGGCAAACGGCGUGGCGGUGCCAAAGACCUGAAGCCCAGGCACUCCGGGAGCGGGUAUGAGCCCUCUUUUGGUAAGUCUUCCAGAACCAAAGCAAAAGACGCAACUUUCAGAGAAAAGAAAAGCAACCUGAUGGAGGAACUCUUCGGAUCAGGCUGUGUCUUUAAAAAUGACCAAGCAAGUGCUGCUAAUGAAGGGUCUGAGGAGACUUGGAAAAGUAAGAAGAUGCAGCAGCCACCCCCUAGUCAGGCCUCUGCCAGCAAUGCUUUUGGAGAUUCUAAAGUAACUGUGGUGAAUUCUGUUCAGUCAUCGUCACCUACAGAAGGAAAAAUAAAAAUAAUUAUUUAAAUAAAAUCCAUAUUCUAAUACA
This is a messenger RNA of Eptesicus fuscus (big brown bat), 2309 nucleotides long. RefSeq names its product lebercilin LCA5 like (gene LCA5L). The transcript has 9 exons. Bases 140 to 2287 code for a protein of 715 amino acids. Gene Ontology annotation, cellular component: axoneme. The record is from RefSeq and is a predicted model, not a curated record. Gene Ontology annotation, biological process: intraciliary transport. Lineage: Eukaryota; Metazoa; Chordata; Mammalia; Chiroptera; Vespertilionidae.